Molecule: messenger RNA, 3495 nt
Organism: Rhea pennata
Lineage: Eukaryota; Metazoa; Chordata; Aves; Rheiformes; Rheidae
Gene: LRRN1
Product: leucine rich repeat neuronal 1
Exons: 2
Coding region: 486-2636 (716 amino acids)
Cellular component (GO): extracellular matrix
Molecular function (GO): protein binding
Source: RefSeq, a predicted model, not a curated record
CCGCAGCCCCAGCCGCAUCCGCAGCCCGGCCGGAGCGGGCGGCACCGGCACCGAGCCGCGCCGGAGGAGGAGGCGGAGGCGGCGCCGCCGCUCCCCGCACCGCCGCCCCCGGCGCCGCCGCUCCGGAGGAAGGGGGCGGGUCCCCCCCGGCGGGCUCCGCCGCCCCCCGCGCAGCCGGCAGCCCCCCGCCUAGGCGCCCCGCCGCUGCAUGGGGCAGAGCCGCCGGCGCGCCGGCCCCCAGCCCUGCCCGCCGGAACAUCUCCAGGCACUGAUUCGUAGACAAUCCUGGACCAGAGAGGAGCAGCUGGGUGUCUUCAAACCAUUUCCUGUCUUCUAUGAACUUAGAAAAUCAUCUUUCAGCUUCUGGAUGUCCAAGCCUUUCACCUUAAACUUUAAGCUUUACAUUUUCUGCUUGAUAACACAUUACACUCUUGAUCUGUUGUUAUUUUAAGGGGCUGGGGAGCUGAGCUUACUAGCUGACCAGCAUGGCUAAGAUUAGAUUUGUUUUAACUGUUUGCCAGUUGGUGCUAGAAUUGUUAACAAAUUCAUUAACUGAGUCUUCCAUGCAGAGCAAUGAAUGUCCACAGCUUUGUGUAUGUGAGAUCAGGCCAUGGUUUACACCACAGUCAACUUACAGGGAAGCUACAACAGUUGAUUGCAAUGACCUUCGCUUAACAAAAAUCCCCAGCAAUCUUUCCAGUGACACUCAAGUCCUUCUCUUACAAAGCAACAAUAUUGCAAAGACCACAGACGAACUCCAACAGCUGUUUAAUUUAACCGAAUUAGAUUUUUCACAAAAUAACUUCACUAGUAUCAAAGAUGUGGGGCUAUCAAAUCUCACUCAACUUACUACUUUGCACCUGGAGGAAAACCAGAUAACAGAGAUGACUGACUACUGCCUGCAAGACCUUUGUAAUCUUCAGGAAUUAUAUAUAAAUCACAACCAGAUCAGCAGUAUUUCUGCAAAUGCAUUUUCUGGCCUGAAGAACCUUUUAAGAUUGCAUCUCAAUUCCAACAAAUUAAAAGUUAUCGACAGCCGUUGGUUUGAUUCUACUCCUAACUUAGAGAUUCUUAUGAUUGGAGAAAAUCCAGUGAUUGGAAUACUAGAUAUGAACUUCAAACCACUCUCUAAUUUAAGGAGUCUAGUUUUGGCAGGUAUGUAUCUCACAGAUAUUCCUGGCAAUGCAUUAGUAGGCUUGGAUAGUCUUGAAAGUCUUUCCUUUUAUGACAACAAAUUGGUAAAAGUUCCUCAGCUUGCACUUGAGAAAGUUCCAAAUUUAAAAUUCUUGGAUCUCAACAAAAAUCCCAUUCAUAAAAUUCAAGAAGGAGAUUUCAAAAACAUGCUCAGAUUGAAAGAACUUGGAAUCAAUAAUAUGGGAGAGCUCGUUUCCGUUGAUAGAUAUGCAUUAGACAACCUGCCUGAACUUACAAAGCUCGAGGCCACCAACAAUCCAAAGUUGUCUUACAUCCACCGUUUGGCAUUUCGCAACGUUCCCGCUUUAGAAAGCUUGAUGCUGAACAACAACGCCUUGAAUGCAGUCUACCAAAAGACAGUGGAAUCCCUCCCGAACCUGCGCGAGAUCAGUAUCCACAGUAACCCACUCAGGUGCGACUGCGUCAUUCACUGGAUAAACUCCAACAAGACCAAUAUCCGGUUCAUGGAACCUCUCUCUAUGUUUUGUGCUAUGCCCCCCGAAUACAGAGGACAGCAGGUGAAAGAAGUGGUAAUACAGGAUUCGAAUGAGCAAUGUCUUCCAAUGAUUUCUCAUGAGACUUUUCCAAAUCACUUAAAUUUGGACAUUGGCAUGACAGUGUUUUUAGACUGUCGGGCCAUGGCGGAACCCGAGCCAGAAAUUUACUGGGUCACUCCUCUGGGAAAUAAAGUGACUGUUGAAAGUCCCUCUGACAAAUACAAGCUGAGCAGCGAAGGUACCCUGGAAAUCUCUAAUAUUCAGAUCGAAGACUCUGGGAGGUACACGUGUGUUGCUCAGAAUAUCGAAGGGGCUGAUACAAGGGUGGCGACCAUACGAGUGAACGGAACUCUUCUGGAUGGCACUCAGGUUCUGAAAAUCUAUGUGAAGCAAGCCGAAUCUCAUUCAAUUUUAGUUUCUUGGAAAGUUAAUUCCAAUGUCAUGACUUCCAAUUUAAAAUGGUCAUCAGCUACUAUGAAGAUUGACAACCCUCACAUUACCUACACUGCUAGGGUCCCAGUUGACGUACACGAAUAUAACCUCACGCAUUUACAACCAUCUACAGAUUAUGAAGUGUGUCUAACUGUGUCAAACAUCCAUCAACAAACACAGAAGUCCUGCGUUAAUGUUACAACAAAAAAUGCAGCUUUUGCACUAGAUAUUUCAGAUCAAGAAACCAGCACUGCCCUUGCAGCAGUAAUGGGAUCAAUGUUUGCUGUAAUUAGCCUUGCCUCCAUUUCUGUUUAUAUUGCAAAAAGAUUUAAGAGAAAAAAUUACCACCAUUCGUUGAAAAAAUAUAUGCAAAAGACCUCUUCAAUCCCACUGAAUGAGCUCUAUCCUCCACUUAUUAAUCUCUGGGAAGGUGACAGUGAAAAAGACAAGGAUGGCUCUGCAGAGACCAAGCCAACCCAAGUCGACACAUCCAGAAGCUAUUACAUGUGGUAACUCAGAGGAUAUUUUGCUUCUGGUAGUAAGGAGCACAAAGACUUUUUUGCUUUAUUCUGCAAAAAUGAGAAGUUGAAGACUUUUGUAUUUUUGACUUUGCUAGUUUGUGGCAGAGCGGUGAGGACAGGUGGAUAUUUCAGAAUUUUUUAGUAUAGCGUAUCGCAAUUGUUUGACACAAAUGGCAGCUUCAUCUAGCUUCCAACUUUUUUUCUUUCUUCCUUUUUUUAGUUAUUGUGCUAAACUUAACGCUGUUCUAACUACAGUGCUGAAUGAAAUUCAUGAGCGGCUGGGGUGGCCCGGUGACUCCCGAGCAGCACAGCCCCGUUCUUCUGAAGCCAUCAGUAGAGAGUACAGUAUCUUGCAAAGCUAACAUACAGUUUUGAAACUGCAUUGAACUAGUUUUGUAACACUGGUCUAAAGACUCAAACUGAGAAAUGGAGUCCUUGAAUGAUAUUAGCUGACUGUACUGUAAUGUUGUAUCAACUGAUCUGAAUGUUUUUGACUUUGAACAAUGUUUUUUUUUCUUUCUUUUUGUAGUAGUUGACAAGGCUUAGGUAAAGCUAACAGGCAAUAGAAAUACGUACAUCCAAUUUUUUAAUGUAACAGACUAAAUGUUAAUUGUUCUCUUCUUUUUAUUAUAUUUAGUAGACACUUUAAAAGAAUACUAGAGUUUUGUUGUGCUUAAUCCACCAACACAUAGUGUUUAAUGAAGGCAGAACUAUAAUAAAUUUACAGUUUUGUUCUGAUUUUUUAUUUUAGAAGUCACAAUAAUGUAUUGGUUUUAGUUGUCACUAGUUUGACUGGUGAUCAUGUUUUGACAUAAAAUAUAUCAAAAAUGUUAUAUAAAAAUAUUGUGUUU